AUGCGCUUCGGUCGCACCCUGCGCGAGUCUAUCUACGCGCCAUGGAAGGACAAGUACAUCGACUACGCAAAGCUCAAGAGCUUGCUGCGUGAGGACGUCGCCGACGACGACCGCCCGUGGACCGAGGACGACGAGACUCGCUUCUGCGAGGAGAUCUUCAACAAGCAGCUCGAGAAGGUGGCCGAGUUCCAGGAGCAGCGCUUCAACGCCCUCAAGGAGCGCGUCGAUUCCGCCUUUGAGAAGCUCAAGGAGCUUGCUCCCGUCGAGUCUACCGAGGAUGACGGAACCAUCUCCAAGGGCGAGAUCUCGGCCUCGCGCCUGCGUGCUCUCGAGUCGGAGCUCGAUGACAUUACUAACGAGGUCCGCGAGCUCAAGAAGUACAGCAAUAUCAACUACACGGGCUUCCUCAAGAUCAUCAAGAAGCACGAUCGAAAGCGGGGUGAUCGCUACAGGGUCCGGCCCAUGAUGCAGCUGAGCCUCGCCCAGCGCCCCUUCAACUCGGAGACCGGCUACUCGCCCCUCCUCAACAAGCUGUCCAUUAUGUACUUUGCCAUCAGGCAACAGCUCGAGGAGGGCGGAGACCAGCUCCCUCCUCUGGAUCUCGAGUCCCAGGGCGAGACUCACAACGGCGAGCGUUACACCGCUCACAAGUUCUGGGUCCAUCCCGACAACCUUCUCGAGGUCAAGACGGUCAUUCUUCGACAUCUUCCUGCCCUUGUUUACAGCGAGCAGUCUGCCAAGGAACUUGAUGGCAGCGACUCGCCGUCCAUCACUUCGCUUUACUUUGACAACAGGCAAUUUGACCUCUAUGGCGAAAAGGUCAACCGUCAAGCUGAGGCUACUUCAUUGCGCCUUCGCUGGUAUGGACAGCUGACCACCCGCCCAGAGAUCUUUGUUGAGGAAAAGAUUGUGGACGACAAGGGCAGCAAGGAGCUCAAGUUCUCCAUCAAAGACAAGUAUGUCAAGUCGUUUGUGGACGGCGACUACAAGAUGGACAAGGCGAUCCAGAAGAUGAAGAGGCAGAGUUUCACGCCCGAGCAGGUGGACGCCUACAAGAAGACUGUGAAUGCCAUCCAGAACUUUGUCAAGGAGAAGAGUCUGAGCCCUGUUCUGCGGGCCAACUACGUGCGAACCGCGUUCCAAAAGCCCGCCGAUGAUCGCAUCCGCAUUGCCAUUGACACUGAUGUUGCCUUUAUCCGCGAGGACACUCUCGAUCGCGACCGCCCUUGCCGUGACCCCAACGAGUGGCACCGCCUGGACAUUGACGAUAGUGAGAUGACCUAUCCCUUCAAGAAGAUGAACCAGAGUGAGGUCAACCGGUUCCCCUAUGCUCUUCUGGAAAUCAAGCUGAAGGAGGACGGUCUCCGGAAGCGCCCAUCCUGGGUUGAGGAUUUGAUGUCUUCUCACUUGGUCCACCCCACGCCGCGCUUCUCCAAGUUUGUGCAUGGCGUGGCAGUUCUAUUUGAAGACUAUGUCAACAACUUGCCCUUCUGGCUUAGUGACCUCGAGGGAGAUAUUCGAAAGGAUCCUCAGAAGUCAUUUGAAGAAGAGGAGCAGCGUCGUGCUCAACGACACGAGGAUGUGAUGGCGGUGGGCAGCUUGAUUGGCGCGGGCGCAAAGUCGGGGUCGUACAAGCCUACACAGAGCUCCCCAGUGAGCAAGUCAUAUCUGGCAGAUCGCAUGUCCAAGGACUCGAUUGCUCAAGCCCUUAACAACCGAUCAUCUAGGGUCGCCAACGGGGAGGAGAAUGGGGAGAGCAGCUCCCGACAGCAGGAGGAGCAGCAGGAGAGGUCUUAUGGAACUCUCUCUUCGGUGAUCCCAGGUUUCUCACUGUCCAAGUACUCUAGAGCGAAGCGAGCAUCGCAGCAAGCUCUUCCCGAGGGCGUGGUGGCGCCAACUGAGUGGAUCAAGAACGCUGGCGAGCUCAAGGUCGAACCCAAGGUUUGGCUCGCUAACGAGCGAACGUUCCUCAAGUGGCAGCACAUCUGCAUCCUUCAGGGUGGUCUGGCCGUUGGACUGUACACCGCAGCCGGCAAGGAUACGGUUGCCUCGAUCAUGGGCCUUGUCUAUGUUUUGAUCGCCGUCUUUGCAGGAGCUUGGGGCUACGGCAUGCUUAGGGUGCGCCGAACCAUGAUCUUGGAACGGAGUGGCAAGGACUUUGAUAAUAUGAUUGGACCCAUGAUCAUCAGCGUCUCUUUGAUGGCUGCCUUGAUCCUGAACUUUUUCUUCCAGUAUCGGGCAGCUUUUGGACGGAUGAAUGAUGGUCAGGACGGAAGUGAGCCCUUGUCGGAAGACUUGAGGUAG
Molecule: messenger RNA, 2304 nt
Organism: Fusarium keratoplasticum
Lineage: Eukaryota; Fungi; Ascomycota; Sordariomycetes; Hypocreales; Nectriaceae
Product: SPX domain-containing protein
Exons: 3
Coding region: 1-2304 (767 amino acids)
Cellular component (GO): vacuolar transporter chaperone complex; fungal-type vacuole membrane
Source: RefSeq, a predicted model, not a curated record